AUGACCUUGCGCAAAAACGAUCGACAUGGACGCACCAAGGAAAAUCUACAUAGUUUUCGCGAAUUAUUCCGGGAAGUAAUGAUAGAGGCGAGUAACGGGUUGGCUGAUUAUUUAGAUAGCACGCACACACGCGCACUGUGUCCACACAACGAUCGACCGGCGGCUGUCUGUGUGUGGGUAUGUGUGACAUUGAACUUCACUCUUCACGCGGCGGCGCACGAGUUGCGUAACCAAGUCGCAUUACUCAGGGCUCCGGGUGCACACGUGAGCCGAGCGAUUGUGUUCUCGUAUCUGGCUGUACAAAUAGCGGCGACCUUGAAAUUCGGCGCGCUCGGCAAGGUCACCGCGCAAAUCGUUAUCACAAUGACGUCAGCGUGUAACCUCCGAAAGACCUUUGCUGAGGUGCCCGCGGAUUGCGAUAAGACUAGCAACCGAUGGCGACCGAUAACACGGACCAUACAUACUGAAUAA
Molecule: messenger RNA, 471 nt
Organism: Danaus chrysippus (African queen)
Lineage: Eukaryota; Metazoa; Arthropoda; Insecta; Lepidoptera; Nymphalidae
Source: the annotation of a GenBank genome assembly